Messenger RNA from Trichoderma harzianum CBS 226.95, 1302 nucleotides. RefSeq lists its product as hypothetical. The record is from RefSeq and is a predicted model, not a curated record. The transcript has 4 exons. Bases 67 to 1155 code for a protein of 362 amino acids. NCBI's taxonomy places the organism in Eukaryota, Fungi, Ascomycota, Sordariomycetes, Hypocreales, Hypocreaceae.
GGUGUUUUGGCGAUUUCACAUCAUUCACUACACACUGAAGUCGAAGUAGGACGUCCAAAAUCCAACAUGGCCGCCACAGAUGCACCGCUCCCCAAUCCAAAAGAUAAUGUGUCACGUUUAGUAUACAUACCUUCGGCCAUAUUCGUGGUAAUAUGCCCUAUCGUCGUUGCGUUGCGCGUCUGGGCCCGGCUGAGGAGCGGCAAGAUGGGCCCUGACGAUUGGACUGCCAUUGCGGCCUUGAUAUUUGCACUCCUGACUAGCGGAUUUCUGGUCGCGUCUUGCCAUUAUGGAAUGGGCCGCCACUUCGUCUACAUAGAAGCACACAAUAAAUACGAAACUCUCAAAUACUUGUACAUGUCCCAAGUCACCUACAAAGCAGCCAUUAAUCUCAGCAAAUGCUCUAUCCUGCUGCUUUAUCUGCGUCUAUUCAAGAUUGUUGGUUGGAUUAGAUGGGCUUGCUGGGGUAUACUUACAUGUGUGGUCAUCUAUUGCGUCUCGUCGAUGGUCGCGACCAUUUUCCAGUGCAGUCCCGUCGUUAAAGCAUUCAACAAGACUCUACCGGGAACUUGCAUUGACCUUGCCACGUUUUGGUUCGCAAACGCUGGAUUUUCGAUUGCCACCGACAUUAUAAUCUUGCUGCUUCCUAUGCCUCUGGUCUAUCAACUAGAAGUUCCUCGGGCUCAGAAAAUCGCCCUAAUGGCCGUCUUUGCCGUUGGCAUCUUCGUCGUGGUCACUUCAUGCCUCCGAGUCGCAACGCUUGAUAUAUUCGCUACUUCCCCCGACAAUACAUAUGAUAUCGCGAACGUGAUGUGGACAAUCAUCGAACCCAAUGUGGCUGUCAUUUGCGCAAGCUUGCCAAUUCUACGCCCGUUGGUUGUUAAACUCUUCCCGGCCCUGAGGAGUAAAAGCUCGGCCAACAGGUACGGAUCUUCGGGCUACGCGGAACAGUCAAAACGAACAAGAAGAAGUCAGCCGCAUGGAGAUAACUGGGCGGAGUCAAGUAGGGAGCCUGAUGUUAUUCACAUGGCAACUCUUCGAGGGAGUCACUCAAAUGCAGGAAGCGAAGAGAAUAUCUUACCACUUGGGCAGAAUGAUACUAGUGCCAGAAUUCAGAAGACGGUGGAAUAUACUAUUCAAUACUCAGAGAAGAGAUAGAUACCUGGAAUGGAGUUGGUUACCACACGCAGAAGAAAUGCAUGAAUAAGCCUGUAAUAAAAACACAUAAAUCGCCUCAUAUAAGUAAUUAAGAAUCGAGACCGUUUAAUAAAGUUUAGCGGGCAAGGCUCAAAUCGCUGACCUCAA